AUGGCUUCCGCCACUUACAUCGCAGCGCUGCUGACGCGCCUGCGCAGUGGUGACGGUCGUCAGGCAGUGCAGGCUGCCAGGACGCUGGUUGACCUCUGUGUCGACAGCGAUGACAACCGGGCAGCCAUCGUAGCGGCCGGCGGCAUUCCAGCGCUGGCUAAGCUCAUCCGCAGCAGCGAUGCUAGCGAGGAUUUUCUGCAGGCCGCAGCCAGGCUGCUGCACAACCUUUCUGCCCACAGCCCUGCCAAUGCCAUUGCAGCAGUUGGCGGCAUUCCUGCAGUGGUUCAGCUCCUGCGUAGCACCGACAGCGAGGAGCUGCAGAUUGCAGCAGCCCAAGCGCUUGGCUGCCUCUCUGUGGACAACCCUGGCAACAAGGCAGCCAUCGGCGCGGCCGGCGCCAUCCCUCUGCUGGUGCAGCUUCUGCGCAGCACCGCCAGCGAGGAGGUGCAGGUGAACGCAGCCAAAGCGCUUGGCUACCUUUCUGUGGACAGCCCCGAUAGCAGCGCAGCCAUUGCAGCAGCAGGCGGCAUCGCUGCUCUGCAGCAGCUGCUCUACGGCACCCCAAGCGAGGCGGACGCAAGGCAGCAUUCCAGCCCCUUCCGCCAGCUGAACCUGUCCCGAGUCGGCGAAGACGCGCGCGCGGCACCGGUGGCACCCAACCAGCGGCCGGCGCUGCGCAAUUUUGCGCAGCUCCGGAAGGCGCAGCGCGAGCAGCAUCUCUCCGUUCCGUCUCGUGCGGCCGACGUGCCGGCUGCUGCGGCGGGGGAGCAGACCAGGAGGCGCCAGCCGGCACGCCCGCAGCGCGAGGAUGGGCCUGCCGGCCUGCUGCCUGCAGACCCUGGCCCUGCCAACACCGCCGCUGCUGGCGCCCCUGCCGCGGCUGCACCCUUGAUGUGGAAGGAUGCGGAUGAGCACCCGCAGGUGCCCGCCGGCGGCGCCGCCGACGGCCUGGCGUCUGGCAUGGCGGACCUGCGCAUCGCCCGCGGCAUGACCAAGGCCGAACGCCAGCAGCAGCCCGCCCAGUCCAGCAGCCGUCAGGCUGUCACCAUCAGCAGGUCUUGGGUGCAGACAGGGCCCGAGGCGCCGGCAGGGCUGGGCGCCGAUGCAACAUACCAGCAGCUGCAGCAGCCCCGUCAGGCGCCGCAGCUGCUUUCCCAGCAGCGUGCACUGGCAGCAGCAGCGGGGGAGGCUGCGGGCGGGGCGGCUGGCAUUGGAGCGGCGGUUCUGGCGCAGGGCGAGCGCCAGUCUGCUGCCUACUGGAACGCCAUGCGGGGAGCCAGCUGGACCGAAGUCGGCUGGCAGAACAUCCUGCCUGUGCGCCUGGACGGGCAGAAGGACCCCAGCACCCACCUCGUGCUGGCGGAGGUGGUACGGGGCGGGGACGAGGACAGCACCGACCUGCGCUUCUCCAUGAAGGCGCAGGGGGCGGCUUUGGUGGCCUGCCUCACAUGCGGCCGCGUGCGGGGCGAGCGCUGGCAGCCCGUGAAGCCCUCACGCUGCCGCCAGGCACCGUCUGCGGCUCUGCCGGCGGCAGAGGUGGAAGGGAGAGGGGGUUCAUAA
Messenger RNA from Chlorella variabilis, 1560 nucleotides. RefSeq lists its product as hypothetical. The coding region runs from base 1 to 1560 and encodes 519 amino acids. The transcript is spliced from 6 exons. Gene Ontology annotation, molecular function: protein binding. The record is from RefSeq and is a predicted model, not a curated record. Lineage: Eukaryota; Viridiplantae; Chlorophyta; Trebouxiophyceae; Chlorellales; Chlorellaceae.